AUGAUUUCGACGCUUAAUCUUAUUCAACAAUAUCUUACUAUUGUAUUGGGAGUUCUUCUUGUUGUUGGUAUCAUUGGAAAUACUCUCAACUGUCUUGUAUUUUUUCGAAAACGGUUACGUUCAAGUCCAUGUUCAAUUUUCUUUGCUGCUGCUUCAAUUGCUAAUAUGACCGUUAUGAUUUAUUAUAUUAUUCCAACCAUUCAUUCAGUUUAUAAUUCACCACCAGAAAAUGAAAAUCUUGUUUAUUGUAAACUUCGUUUAUAUAUUCGAAAUGCUUUAUUAGUUAUUUCACGAUCUUAUUUAACAUUAGCUUGUGUUGCAUGUUAUGCUCAAACAUCAAGAAAUGUUCGAAUACGUGCAAUAUUUCGACCAAAAGUUCUUUUACGAAUUGUUAUCAUUAUUCCUAUAAUUUGGUUUAUUAUACCAUUACAUAUUCCUUUAACAACAACUAUUCAAAAUGGAAAAUGUAAUAUGUGGGCAGGUGCUGCAGCUCUUUAUCAUUCAAUUUAUAUUUGUUUUGUUGCUGCUAUACUUCCAACUAGUUUAAGGGCUAUAUUUAGUUUUAUGUCUUAUAAAAAUUUGCAACGAAUGACACGUAAUGUGCAUCCUCACAAUGGUACAGAACAUAAUGCUGAAGAACCAUAUAAUCAACAUUCAGAAAAAAUGCGUCUUCAACAACGUGAUCGACAAUUAAGCAUGAUGUUGUUUGUACAAAUUAUUGCCUAUAUGAGCUUUACUAUAUGUUAUCCUUUUUAUACAAUAUAUAAUGCAAUCACUUUGAUUAUUGGAGGAACAAAAUCACCAGAAAAAGCAGCUAUUGAUAAUUUUCUUUUAUUUAUUACUUCUGCUUUUCUUCUGAAUUUUUAUAGUGCAGCUUCAUUUUUUGUUUUUCUUACAUCAAGUGCAUUUCGAAAAGAACUACGACAAAUUUUUGCGUUUAUUAUACCUCAAUGUGGUGUUAAUGGAAAUUGA
Molecule: messenger RNA, 972 nt
Organism: Rotaria sp. Silwood2
Lineage: Eukaryota; Metazoa; Rotifera; Eurotatoria; Philodinida; Philodinidae
Source: the annotation of a GenBank genome assembly